AUGUCCCAGCUCUUCUUUGGAAAGCCAGGCCCUACCUUUCAGUCUACACCAAAACCGGGUCAUCAUCCCUCAUCACCCAAGGACCCUGAACAAGGACAUGGGCCAGACCAGGACAUCCCUGAUGAGACAUUUUCAUUUGUGACACUGGAUGAAAGCCAUGGACAGCAAAGUGAGGACUCCGGCAUCGACAUUUCAAACAUCUCCAAUAGACGUAACGUACACAACAGUACUUCCAGUGAGCUCCCAGGUGAGGAGACGACUGUUCUCAGUUCAACGAUCGAGGAGAUAGGGAAGAAGGCCCAGGAUCUGAUAGAGAGAAUAAACCAGAGCCGAGCCAUGGACCAGGAAAUCAUGACCACCUUUGAGAACAAGUUAAUGAAUAAGGUGAGUGAGGUGUGCCAGCAGGUGAAGGAGCAGAUGUUCAGCAGCUAUGAGGAGCAUGGCCGUGGGAUGGAGGCCAAUUUGCAAGAGCUGUCUGAGGUGCUGGAGAGGAGCAGUCAGCUCAGUAUGGAGCUGCAGGGAGCCAGUCAGACCUUAUCAGCCAUCAACAACAGCCUGCAACAUACAGCUGAGAACUGACAUCUACCCAGCCAUUAAUUUAUUUCAACUGCCUUACAGCAUCCCGACUUCUGGGAGGUCUAGA
This is a messenger RNA of Oncorhynchus masou masou (cherry salmon), 643 nucleotides long. Its product is annotated as synaptonemal complex central element protein 2-like. The record is from RefSeq and is a predicted model, not a curated record. Bases 1 to 579 code for a protein of 192 amino acids. The transcript has 4 exons. Lineage: Eukaryota; Metazoa; Chordata; Actinopteri; Salmoniformes; Salmonidae. Gene Ontology annotation, biological process: synaptonemal complex assembly. Gene Ontology annotation, cellular component: central element.